GACAACGAAGCGCUCUACGAUAUUUGCUUCCGAACGUUGAAGCUGACGACGCCAACUUACGGCGAUCUGAAUCACUUGGUCUCUGCUGCUAUGAGUGGCGUGACCUGCUGCUUGCGCUUCCCCGGUCAGCUGAACUGCGACCUGCGCAAGAUCGCUGUGAACCUGGUGCCCUUCCCGCGCCUGCACUUCUUCAUGACCGGCUUUGCCCCGUUGACCUCCCGUGGAUCGCAGCAGUACCGGGCCCUGACAGUUCCUGAGUUGACCCAGCAGAUGUUCGACGCCAAAAACAUGAUGUGUGCCGCGGACCCCCGCCACGGACGCUAUCUGACUGCGGCAGCCCUCUUCCGCGGCCGGAUGUCCACGAAGGAG
Messenger RNA from Symbiodinium sp. CCMP2456, 369 nucleotides. The record is from the annotation of a GenBank genome assembly. Lineage: Eukaryota; Dinophyceae; Suessiales; Symbiodiniaceae.